GCCUACUGUGGAUAGAGACGGAACAGGGACACAUCUGGUCCGCUGCAACUGAUUCUGGAGAGACAAACACCAACCUUUUACACAAAGCUAACUUGGGUUCUCCUGCUGUCCCCUGCAGAUUGACGAGGGAUGUGUCUACCUGGCCGGCGCGGCAGCAAGGUCAAUCUCUGAGUGUGCACAGAGGGACGCAUCUCCCGGACAGUGUUGACUCUCCUGGUGUUCGCAGUUGUUGUGGACUCCACCUGCACCCACCUCUCGCUCUGACGUCUCUGAAUACCAACAAGGAGGAAGACACAGAAAGGCAGGCGGGCCGGCAUUAUGUUGGAGGAAUUCUGUACCAGCAACACAGACGGGACAGAGGCGGGUGCCGAUAAGAUAGAUCAUGGGAUUGUAAGGCCCAGGAGCCCACAUGGGACCCAGCGGAGAGUUAAAGUACAACUACACUCUAAUGACACAGAUGCACCACCUCCGCCAUUCCAACCGGAUAAACACUCCAGCAAUGACUGCCGUUCAGUGGAGUCUCUGGAUUCUGGAUCGAGACAAAGAGUGUGUGUGACUGUGCGGCCUACCAGUAAACCUUCAGGCUGCUGCUGUGGCGCAAGCCGCAGAAAGGGCCUUGGGCCUUGUGUACUGUGCUGCAGCCAAAGUAAACCGAUCACAGACGUCUGCAAUGACUCUGACAGUAACACUCCAGUCCAGAGAGCAGGGAUCGCACCUCAGACGUACACAGCGGAUAAAACAGGAUAUGUUACACAGAGCAUUGUGGGUACUGUAGUACAUCAUGGUACAGAUGUACGUAGGAGUGUCAAGGAGUUGGAGUCGCAGGAGUUGUCUCCUCUGUGCAAUGCAAGGACACUACCAGGUGAGGGCAAGAACUGGUUUCAGAGCUUGCUCUACUCUGGUACCUCCUUAGGUGAUAGAGGCAAGGAGGCUGUAGGGGUCAAAGUGUCAGGCUCAGCAUCCUCUGUCCCAUGUCCCCCCGCAAGAGUCGCUACGGGCAGCUUCGCCUUCUGUCUCGUAGAGGAGAUGACGUCAUCAACAGUCGCUGACACCAGCUGUGCCCAUGGACUCAGAGAUGGGCACAUCAGCCCAGGGGGCAAGGCCAAAACGCAAAGGUGCUCUACACUGGCACUCCUUCCCACCAGCCCUCCCAAAAGCCCCACAGCUUUGAAGAUGGCCUCAGACAAUGGGUUAGGAUUUUACUGCGAGACUGAGGAUAGCUUUGUAUAUAAUAAGAGGGAGCGUUCGACGGUCCUGGUCCGUAGGUUCUUGAGGGAUAACCAGAGGGUGAAGAAGUCUGUGUGUACAGGGACUAGGGCAAUCAUCAGGACAUUACCCUCGUGGAGGAUCAGUGAGGAAGCGUGGGAAGCUGUCUGUAGAAGGGACCGUUUCUCUGGGCCUAGUGAAUACAGUCGCUUGAGUGGAUACAGUUCAACCUCUCACAGUCUACAUCUGCAAGCAUGCAAACCUCACCUUGGAAAAAAAGGAGACAUGUUUUUUCAGGCAUGCCAUGCUCUGAGUGCUGAAGUAAGGGUGGCCAGAUCCGGAGAGCUACUCCUUUCUUCCAGGAAGCUGCUGUCGUCUGCCGAGAGGAGGGAUCUGUGUCGUAGGAGGGCCACAUUGCCAUGGCCAGGAGGAGGAGGGGCGUCUAGCUACCGAGCAACCCUACAGAGGACUGACGUUUCUGCCUACAUUUCAGGGACCCUCCUGGAAGUGGUUCUGUCCAUCGGCAACAGGGGAGACAACGACUCUCCUCCCUGUAUCACCACAAGUCCAUUGGGCUGGGCUGUCCUGAAAGAGCGCCAGCUGCACUCCCCCAUGGCGGGGUCCAGUGUGGUGCCGGCAGCUCCGCUGACAGAGGUCAACAAGGAGCUGUCUGACCUCUGUCCCCUGGUCAGUUUCCCGGAGGAGAUGGCCUACGUCCUCAUGGAGCAGGAGCUGCAUCUAUACAGCCGGAUCUUACCCCUGGACUACCUCUGUUUCCUCACCCUCGACCUGGGGGGCCCUGAUCAGCCACAGCCCCAGGGGCAGGCACACCAACCUGGACAACCCCAUCUUAUGGCUGGCUGCAGACGGCCCCACAAUGCUGUAGAGGACCUGGUCACAAGAUUCAAUGAGGUGAGCUCCUGGGUGACGUGGAUGAUUAUGACAGCCGGUUCUAUGGAGGAGAAGAGAGAGGUGUUCUCAUGUCUGGUCCAUGUGGCCAGGUGCUGUUGGAACAUGGGAAACUAUAACACCGUCAUGGAGUUCCUGGCUGGACUCAGGUCUCGCAAGGUGCUUAAGAUGUGGCAGUUCAUGGAGCAGUCGAACAUCGAGACCAUGCGUGCUCUGAAGGAUGCUAUGGCACACCAUGAGACGUCUGCAGAGUACAGGAAGGUGGUCUCGCGUGCCCUCCACAUCCCGGGCUGCAGGGUAGUGCCCUUCUGUGGGGUCUUUCUGAGAGAGCUAGGGGAGGCCCUGGAUGGAGCAGCUAGCCUGAUCAGCCUCAGACCACGCCUCAGCUCACAGGACUCUGUGGAGUUUCUCUCUGACUACAACGGACAGGACAACUUCUUGCAACGGGCGGGGCCAGAUGGGCUUAACCAACAAGAGAAGGAAGGAACUGUCAAUAACAUCCUACAGACCAUCCGUAGCUGCAACCGCAGUAUGGAGUCUGAGGAUGGGGAGGAAUCCGGAGGGGCUGGUGAUGGGAGCAUCCCUGGUUCACGUAAAAACUCCUUCAUGGAAGGCUACCGCAACCAGUUCACCGUGGGCGAUCUCUCCGACUCUGCGGGUGACCCAUCUGACCUAUCACAGGGCAAAGACCCAGACCUCCAGGGUAGUGGUGAGAGGACUCAGAAGGCAUUUGCCCAUGGUACGGAGCUGAUCCCCUGGUACAUCCUUACCCUCCACCCCCACGUGCAGCACUUCCUCCAGCAGGGCGCUACUGUGAUCCAUUACGAUCAGGACUCCCACCUCACCGCCCGCUGCCUGCUCAGACUCCAACCUGACAAUUGUGUCCUCACUUGGGCCAAGCUCCACAGUGGCGGUGGGGGCCUCCCUGGUUCUAGCUCUGUCCCUGACUCAUCCAAGCUUCGGAGCCCCACUGGGUCAGGGGCUGGUGGUCAGACCCUCCCCCACUACAGGCCUCAGUACUGCGGGCAGUCCAUACUGAAAGGCCUGGCGGAUGGAUUCCUGGAUCUCUCCGUGGCUAAAGCUGUCUUCAUGGGCCAUCCAGGGGCUGACAUUCAGGCGGUAUGCCUGCAGAACAAGCUCUCAUGUGGGUUGAGCCUGGAGGAGUGUGGGGUGACUCUGCUCUAUGGGCUCCACACAACAGACAAUAGGUUAUUACACUUUGUGGCCCCCAGAAACACAGCUAGGAUGGUGUAUUCUGGGCUGCAGGCCCUGUUAGCUGCUCACAGGAGGAUGAGGAGGUUCCCUGAUCAAAGGCUGCAGUGGCUCCGUAGGAAGUACAUCAACCUCUAUCAGGAGGAUGGCAGGUACGAGGGUCCGACACUAGCCCAGGCCAUCGAGCUGUUUGGAGGCAGGAGAUGGAGUGUGGGUGCUGGUAGCAUGGAGAAGUCUGGAGCUCAGAAGAGCAGCCAUCUCACUGUGACCUCCAAUCAGAAGACUGGUAGCUCUAAUAAAAAGAAAAAGAAGGCUAUGACUAGGGGGGACAGUGGGGAUGCCACAGAUGAUGAGAUGGUGUCACAUAAGGUGAAGAGUGGUUGGGAUAUCUUAGUACGGAGUGCACCGGACCCAACAGACAACAUGGACCAAGAACAAGAUGACAACAGCUCCUAUGGUUUCCCAGGGCCUCUCUCCCCCUCCAGCAGUAGAUCCAUGGUCAUUAGCACAUCUUCCUCCUCCAUCUCCUCCUCAUCCUCAGCCUCCAAUCAGAAGGCUCAACCGGGUAAUAGGCCCAAUCAGACACUACCUUGCCGGGGUAAGAGCCAAUCAAAGAGCUUCCAGAACCUCAUGGUAUCAGAUGGCACCAUGAGCUUUACUGAGUUUAUUGAGCUCUUUAAGUCCUUCAGUAUCCGGAGUCGUAAGGACCUGAAAGAUGUGUUUGAUGCCCAUGCUGUGCCCUGUGGUCAGUCUGCCUCUGAGCCUGCUCCUCUCUACACUCACCUCAGCAUCGACGACACAGUCACAGAACUGCAGCCAGACCUGGACCUUCUGACACGUAACAGCCUGGAUCUUGGCCUUUCCAUCCGGAUCAAGCGACACAUGUCAGACAAUCAGAAGCAUAUUUCAGACGCCAUAGCUGCAGCCAGCAUCGUGACCAACAGUACUGGUGUGGAGAGUGUCUCGCUGGGAGCUCUGGGCAUGACCAUCAUGCACCUCAAUGACUUCCUGGUCAACUGUCAGGGAGAGAACCACUCGCAUGAUGAAGUCCUAAGAAUUAUCCAGAAAUUUGAACCGUCUGCCAGUUUGCGUCAGAUUGGCUGGAUGUCCUUUGAGGGAUUUGCACGGUAUCUGAUGGACAAGGACAACUCUGCUUCCAAACUGGAGGAGUCUCAGCUGAAUGUGUUAGAGCUCCAAUACCCUCUGUCUUACUACUACAUCGCUACAUCACACAACACCUACCUGACUGCCCACCAACUCAAGGGAGAGUCAUCUGUGGAGCUGUACAGCCAGGUGCUCCUGCAGGGAUGCAGGAGUGUUGAAUUGGACUGUUGGGAUGGAGACGAUGGCAUACCAAUCAUCUAUCAUGGACACACCCUCACUACCCGCAUACCCUUCAAGGAUGUGGUGGAAGCAGUGAACCGAUCAGCCUUUGUGACCUCUGACCUGCCUGUGAUGCUGUCCAUAGAGAAUCACUGCUCCCUGCCGCAGCAACGCAAGAUGGCCAACAUCUUCAAGACUGUGUUUGGGGAUAAGCUGGUGACAAAGUUCCUGUUUGAGAGUGAUUUCUCAGACGACCCGCUGUUGCCAUCACCAUGGCAACUGAGGGGGAAAAUCCUCCUCAAGAACAAGAAGCUGAAAGCUCACCAGACGCCGGUGGACAUCCUCAAACAGAAAGCUCACCAGUUGGCACAGAUGCAUGCUCAGGCCAGUAGUGUGAUGCCUCCUCCCUUCCCAACCAUCAACAAUGAGGAAGAAGAGGAAGAAGAGUAUGAGGAUGAAUAUGACUAUGAGUACGAAUCACUAUCUGAUGCUGACGUCCCCACUUUAUCUCCUGCUUCUUAUGUCCCAGAAGAUAAUAUCCUGGAGGAUAGACCGGAGGGAAAGUCUUCAUCGGGGGAGAAGUUACAGACUGAACACAGUGACGAAGUCCCCAAGAAGAUGAAGAAAUGUGAGAGUGCUACUCACAACAAAGGGAAGGUAUUUGGCAAGGAGUUAGAGGAAGAAUUCAAGUUGCCUCGAAGCAAGAAGGAAGGACGACAGAUAGCCCAGGAGCUCUCAGAUCUGGUGAUCUACUGUCAAGCUGUCAAAUUCCCAGGUCUAUCCACCCCUACUCCAUCUGAUACUCCCAGGGAGAGAAAAGAGAGAAAAGAAGUUCUUUCUUCUAGAGGAAAGGGCAGGAGGUCCAUCUUUGGGAAUCACCCAGGGAAAGGUUUUCCAGGGGACCCAUCGACAGUGAUGCGCACCCCAGGGCGAGGAGCAGCAUCAGAGGGCCCCCGUCCCAACUGGGAAGAAUCACCCACCUCCCCUCCCUACACCUGUAACGCCUCCCUCAGCUCCCUCAUCCGCACCCCAAAAUGCUAUCACGUCUCCUCAGUCAAUGAGAACGCUGCCAAGCGCCUGUGUCGCCGCUACUCCCGGAAGCUGAUCCAACACACCAGCGCCCAGCUCCUGCGAACUUACCCGGCAGCCACCCGUAUUGACUCCACCAACCCCAGUCCCCUACUCUUCUGGCUGCAUGGAAUACAGCUGGUCGCUCUCAACUACCAGACCGAUGACCUGCCCCUGCAGCUGAACGCGGCCAUGUUUGAGCCUAACGGGGGUUGUGGGUAUGUACUGAAGCCCCCGGUCCUGUGGGAUGCCAGCUGCCCACUCUACAGACACUUCUGCCCCCUUGACAGAGACCCAGAGGGCAUGAGCCCCGCCUUGUUCACUCUCACUAUCAUCUCUGGUCAGAACGUAUGCCCAGGGACCACAGCAGGCAAUCCCUACAUCGAGGUAGACAUCAUGGGCAUGCAGGCAGACGGGUGCCACUUCCGCACCAAACCCAUCCACCGUAACCCCCUGAACCCCAUAUGGAACCAGAGCUUUCACUUCCCCCUACUCAUGGCUGACCUGGCCUUCCUACGGUUUACUGUGGUGGAACACAACAGCUCCCAGACCACGGCUCAUAGGAUCAUACCACUCAGAGCACUCAGGACAGCUAUCCUUCCAAGAACAAGCUACUACUACUACUCAACUGUCAUUCAACCAAUCGAUAGAAAAAGAGCAGACUCUCUGAGCUAUCCAUCCGUACCGGCACCCAAAACGAGUAGAGCUUUCAAUUUCAAUUCACUUGAAGCAGUGACCCUCUCAAUACCGGGAAGCAGGAUCGAACAUGAUGGCUACAUCUACAAAAUGGAACAAAAGCCUGCAAAAAAACAUUUAUACUGCAUGUGCAUCAAAUCAUUCUCACAAGUGCCGAGGUCCCAUGGUCUUCACUGACUGGGGGACCAAUAUAUCCAACGUGUCAGGAGUACACAACUAUGACCCGGAUGGAAUGGUGACAGGUCAACAGGUGUGGAACAUGACAGAAAAUGGGAGUUGAAUAACCCGAAGAAGAAUCUGGAGACCGAGGAAAGCAGACACCGUGUUUUGGAGUCAUCAGUUGUCAGAGACUGUCAGAAACAACCCUGUACACAACGUAAAAAAGUGUGUAGACCUACAGAAUCACCGACAAAAGAAGAAGCAGGCGCCGCCGGUACUGGCUGAAACCAUCCCCGAGAGCCAUGGCAUGGCAGCAGGUAAAGAUAGAACUCUUCCCAACCCUGUCAUCCUUGAGGCAGGAGCCACAGAUGAGGGAGACCCGAUGCCGUCUGAGCCUACAACCCUCUCCGAUUCCGAUCUACCUGCAACCCUCUCCAACCUGGUCAAUCAUACCUGAGAUCUAUCAUAGCACCACGCGUGAACAAGGCCGUGAACCCCAUUUCUUCCAGCGCGACAGUGGACCAGGACAGAUUUCUUAUCUUCACAACGAAACCCAACUUAGAAUACUGUCGGGCAUGCAAGCAUGUGUUUGCAGAUGGAUCAUUCAAGAAGAUCCCAUCUUUAUGCCAGGAGGUGCAAACCAUUCACAGGAUGCACCCCACCUACUUGAUGGAGUCAAUUGUUUAUGCAGCAGCCUAUAUUGUUAUGACAGAUAAGUCUGACGUAUGUACCGACAAUUGAUAUAGCCUAAUUAUAAAUGUUUUUUUAUACAUUAUAUUGUAGGCCUGUUUAAAUGUGUUUUAUUGUUGUAGGUCUAUAUUCAGAUUUGUGCUGCCAUAGGCCUACACGUGAAAUAAAACUAGGACAAAAUUUAAAUGAUUGCUUUAGUCUAAUGUGUCCAUUUACAAAAUAGGGCAAAACACCUUGAAUUGAACAUGCCAUCUAAUAUUAUAUUUAUAUUUUUUAGCAAACAUGUCGUUGCAACACAUAUACUUGUGCGUUCCAAGUGCUGAAGAGCCUGUGACCCACCACGUCAAGAUGUUCUACACACUCACAUUUGUUCUGCCGGCUGACGUGGUGAAGUGUUUCAAGGAGCUGAAGAGCCUGCGACCCACCACGUCAAGAUGUUCUACACACUCGCAUUUGUUCUGCCGGCUGACGCGGUGAAGUGUUUCAAGGAGCUGAAGAGCCUGCGACCCACCACGUCAAGAUGUUCUACACACUCGCAUUUGUUCUGCCGGCUGACGCGGUGAAGUGUUUCAAGGAGCUGAAGGAAAUGGCAUUCUUUUAGGUACCGGAGCUGUCCACCUUUCUGGAGAACUUUGAGAAGACGUGGAUUGGCAGAGGAGAGAAAGCCCCGGAAUAUAACAUGGGUAUGAUGUUAAAAAUAGUAGCCUAGGCAUAUUAGGCUAAGAUUAUAUAUUUUUAUGUUGUUUUUGUGUUAUUAAUUAUUAGGCCAUAGCAUUGAUGACAAUGGGACAAAUAAUAAAAUGUCUAACAAGUUGAUAUAUUUUUAUUCUAGAUUUGUGUAACUACCACGAUGUUGUCCUACAAGACAUCUGGAAGACCAACAGCAUAGUGAAGGCCUGGUAUCGGUCACUUGGGUUAUUUUUUGAGAAGACCAGACAACCCACGAUCUGGGAGUUGAUUAACAACUUGUGACUCCUUGUGACGACUACUCAUUACCAAACUGUGGCCUAAAUGUUCUUACCCCUGCGUCUAUUUGUGUUUUUAAUGCAGGCACUUCUUUUUUUGCUAUUUUCCAUUUUCGAUGCAAACUUUUUUGUUAAACCAGGCUUUUUGUAAAUAAACGUUUCAUUGUAAAUCAUCGGCUUGCUUCAUUCAUUCUUGAGGGAUGCACAAAACGAAUUUGGAGACUGCUGUGCUUUCCAGUUCAGGAACAUUUGGGACUCCAGUCCUGUCUCAUUGGUUCUCACAUUACUCUGAGACCAGACAUGAAGUCUCUCUGUCACAUCAAGUCUAUGCUUGGCAGCUUUGGCUCAGCUAACGGAUUCUCUGAAUAUUUUCCCCCCUAUCCAAUAAAACGGUCUGUGUUUAAAUAAUUCCUAUACUUGACAGAAAAAAUGAAAAUAAAGAACUUUUCAAAUUUGAUUAGCUAAUUGGAUUCACACAGAACUGUAGAAAUGCUAUGCCCAUAUAAAGUUUGUUUUAAAAGAGAGCAGGGUAUAUAAAAAAAAAUUAACUUGAAGGGAGAAAAAGCUACAAUGCUGUCAAAUGAGAGCAUUAUAUUCCCAAUACUAACAGUGGCAAUUAUUUCCAAAACGUGU
Oncorhynchus gorbuscha (pink salmon) is the source of this 8861-nucleotide messenger RNA. Its product is annotated as 1-phosphatidylinositol 4,5-bisphosphate phosphodiesterase epsilon-1-like. NCBI's taxonomy places the organism in Eukaryota, Metazoa, Chordata, Actinopteri, Salmoniformes, Salmonidae. Gene Ontology annotation, molecular function: phosphatidylinositol-4,5-bisphosphate phospholipase C activity; guanyl-nucleotide exchange factor activity. The record is from RefSeq and is a predicted model, not a curated record. The transcript has 27 exons. Gene Ontology annotation, biological process: lipid metabolic process; small GTPase-mediated signal transduction; phosphatidylinositol-mediated signaling. The coding region runs from base 319 to 6591 and encodes 2090 amino acids.